CCCCGGGAUGCGUCCGAGCUAGGAGUCAGGUCCAGGAUGAGGGCCAUGUCUAUCUGGGCCUCAGGCCUCCUGAUGUUCCAGAUGCUGCUGUUUGUGGCUGGGGAACAGAGCACACAGGACGCCACUGCUGCUGCCUCUGCCACCAUCAACAAGGGGCUCCACAUGCAGAAAGUGGGGUCCGGGUUGGUUCGGGCCGCGCUGGCGGAGCUGGUAGCCUUGCCCUGUCUCUUCACCCUGCGGCCACGGCCAGGUACAGCCCGAGAAGCCCCUCGGAUCAAGUGGACCAAGGUGCGGGCUGCAUCGGGCCAGCGUCAGGACUUGCCCAUCCUGGUGGCCAAGGACAACGUGGUUCGAGUGGCCAAGGGCUGGCAGGGACGCGUGUCCCUGCCUGCUUACCCACGGCGCCGGGCCAACGCGACGCUGCUACUGGGACCGCUGAGGGCCAGCGACUCUGGGCUCUACCGCUGCCAGGUGGUGAGGGGCAUCGAGGAUGAGCAGGACCUAGUGCCCCUGGAGGUGACAGGUGUUGUGUUCCACUACCGGGCAGCUCAGGAUCGCUAUGCACUGACGUUCGCAGAGGCCCAGGAGGCCUGCCGUCUCAGCUCAGCCACCAUUGCAGCCCCACGGCACCUACAGGCCGCCUUUGAAGAUGGCUUUGACAACUGUGAUGCCGGGUGGCUCUCUGACCGCACUGUUCGGUAUCCCAUCACCCAGUCCCGUCCUGGUUGCUAUGGCGACCGUAGCAGCCUUCCAGGGGUGAGGAGCUAUGGGAGGCGCGACCCACGGGAACUCUACGAUGUGUAUUGCUUUGCCCGUGAGCUGGGGGGCGAGGUCUUCUACGUGGGCCCGGCCCGCCGCCUGACACUGGCCGGCGCGCGUGCCCAGUGCCGCCGCCAGGGCGCCGUGCUAGCCUCGGUGGGACAACUGCACCUGGCCUGGCACGAGGGCCUGGACCAGUGCGACCCGGGCUGGCUGGCCGACGGCAGCGUGCGCUACCCGAUCCAGACGCCGCGCCGGCGCUGCGGGGGCCCAGCCCCGGGCGUGCGCACGGUCUACCGUUUCGCCAACCGCACCGGCUUCCCGGCACCCGGAGAGCGCUUCGAUGCCUACUGCUUCCGAGCUCAUCACCCUACACCACAUCAACACGGAGACCCAGAGACCCCCUCAUCUGGGGAUGAGGGGGAGAUUCUGUCAGCAGAAGGGCCCCCAACCCAAGAACUGGAGCCCAGCAUCGGGGAGGAGAUGGUCACCCCCGACUUCCAGGAACCUGUAGUGUCCAGUGGGGAGGAAGAGCCUCUGAUCCUGGCAAGGAAGCAGGAGUCUCGGGAGACCCCCAGCCCUACCUCUGGAGGCUUCACGCUGGCCUCAAGGCCCCCCCUGGAGACUGAAGAAGUGUGGCUGAGCACAGUGGCCCCCAGCCCUAGUGGUCCUAGCACUGCAGUGGGCACACACACGGAGGCCACUCCUACUGGCCCCAUACCCAGGAGGAGGGGACGCUUUAAAGGGUUAAACGGGCGCCACUUCCAGCAGCAGGAACCCCAGCAAGGCCUGGAGAUGGGGCUUGAGGACGGCACCCAGCCCCCGACCCCAGAGGCUGCUGGGAAUCACGUGGAGCCUCUGCUGGCCACGGGAGCCACAGAAGCCUCAGGGAAGACCCAGAGCCAAAGCCCCUGGGCUGUGCUGACCAAUGAAGUGGAUGGGCCUGAAGCUGGUUUCCCUGGUGGCAGGAGCCCCCCAGACCCGUGGCUGUGGCCCCCAACUGCUGUACCACCUAGCAUCCCAGCCCCCAGCAGUGUCCUUGGCCUGAAGCUAGAGGAAGCCAAGGGCCCCAGUGUGAGGCCAGCCAUUCCUGACCUUCCCUGGUCCCCCUCAGAGGCCACUGCCCUGGCACCCAGCCCCUCAGAAGGCCCCAGCACUGCCUCCUGGGGGGUGUCCCCUAUGGUCUCUUCCCCAGACUUCCCUGUCAUGGCCAUGCUUCGUGCCCCGAAACUGUGGCUACAUUCACACCCUACGCCCCUCCCCACGCAGGCUGACAGGGUCAAGGGGCAGAGUGAGGUCAUGGCCACUGGUCCACCCUCUCCUGCCUCAGAGACUGAGGCUCAUUCCCUGUCCCUCUCCUCAGUCCCGACAGGACAGAGUAGAGAGACCGCAUCCCCGACAGUUGCCAGUCCUGACCAUCCCAGGACAGACUUUGGAGAAAUGGGGGAGAGCCACCCUACUGGGUUCAGCAAAACUGAGCUCCCCAGAUCCAAUCCACAAGCUUCUGUGGACAGGAAUGUGGCAGAAGAUUUUUAUCCUGCCAAGAUAGCCACUGAGCCCACAGGAGUGAGAGACAUCUCGGGGUCUGAGUCUGGGGUCUUCAGCACAGCGGAAAGCCCCAGUUCCAGUUCUCAGGCCAUCAUGGACGAGGCACAGGGCACGUGGCCCUCACUGCACACUGACGGGCAGGACUCCCGCUCCCCAUCGGCGCCCUCAGGGGGCCCCAGAGUUGUCUUGAUUCCUGGGGUCACCCCAAGUUCGGAGCCUUGGGCCCCUAUAAAUGAAGAAGCCAUGUUGGAGCCCACAGAUUCCACAACCACGCUGGAUCCCAGUGAUGCUGGUGGGAUUUGGGAACCUGGAUCCCACGUAGUUGAGGGAGCCAAAAGCCCUACCUUGAGCCCUCAAGUGGCUGUGGAUUCAAGCAUGGCGAUGUCCCCCUGGUCCCUGGACCAGGGGGACAAGUUUGGGGUCCUGGCCAUGUCCACAGUGGUCUCCUCAAGCUCCCAACCCCAUCCAGAGCCAGAGGGACAGAUGGUGACCCCGGGAACACCGGGAACCUUGGUCCCUUCACAUGAGGGCAGCCCCCCAGAGGAGCUGAUUUUUCCUUCUUGGGCACCAACGGCAGCCAGCGUGGACAAGCCUGUCUCAGUUUCCUCAGGAGCGCCUACAGUGCCGGGGGCCUCCCCCAGCACCCUUCUGCCUGCCUCCCUGGGCCCCGAGGAAUUUGAGCUGGAGGUCCUGGCAGGGAGCCCAGGUGUGGAGGGCUUCUGGGAAGAGGCAGCGAGUGGAGAAGAGCUGACCCUGCCAGGGACCCCUGCAAAUGGGAGUGCAGAGGAGGCUGCCUUGGAUCCGUGCGAGAACAACCCUUGCCUGCAUGGGGGCACCUGUAAGGCCAACGGUACCAUGUACGGUUGUAGCUGUGACCAGGGCUUCGCCGGGGAGAACUGUGAGAUUGAUAUUGAUGACUGCGUCUCCAGCCCCUGUGAGAACGGAGGCACCUGCAUUGAUGAAGUGAACACAUUCGUCUGCCUUUGCCUCCCCAGCUAUGGGGGCAGCCUCUGCGAGAAAGACACGGAGGGCUGUGACCACGGCUGGCACAAGUUCCAAGGCCACUGCUACCGCUAUUUCGCCCAUCGACGGGCGUGGGAGGACGCCGAGAGGGACUGCCGCCGCCGGGCUGGCCAUCUGACCAGCAUCCACUCACCUGAGGAACACAGCUUCAUUAACAGCUUUGGGCGUGAAAACACGUGGAUCGGCCUGAAUGACAGGAUCGUGGAGAGGGAUUUCCAGUGGACGGACAACACGGGGCUGCAAUAUGAGAACUGGCGGGAGAACCAGCCUGACAAUUUCUUCGCGGGCGGGGAGGAUUGUGUGGUGAUGGUUGCACAUGAGAGCGGGCGCUGGAACGACGUUCCCUGCAACUACAACCUCCCCUACGUCUGUAAGAAGGGAACAGUGCUUUGUGGUCCCCCUCCGGCAGUGCAGAAUGCCUCACCCAUUGGUGCUCGCAAGACCAAGUAUAAUGUCCAUGCCACUGUACGGUACCAGUGUGAUGAAGGAUUUACCCAGCACCAUGUGGCCAUAAUUCGAUGCCGGAGCAAUGGCAAGUGGGACCAGCCCCAAAUCGUCUGUACCAAACCCAGACGGUCCCAUCGGAUGCGGCGACACCAUCACCACCACCAGCACCAUCGCCAGCAUCACCACCACAAAUCGCGCAAAGAGCGCAGAAAACACAAGAAACACCCAGUGGAGGACUGGGAGAAGGAAGAAGGGAAUUUCUGUUGAGAAACCAGGCAAAAGGAAGCACAACCCCCUUCCCACACCUUCUCUGGAGGCUUCACCUGGGGAGACAGAGCCCAGAGAAAAACAAGAGGGUCUGGAAGCCCCUGUGCCCCAAACCACAUCCCGCCCCCAUAACCCUUUGUAAAAAACUACUCUCUCCUCUUUCUUAUAUACACAAGGUCCACUUGGCAGGCAAAGCCAGGUAUCUGAAAAGUCAGUUCUAGUCAGGCUGAACUCUGGGAGCAUCUCCCAGUGGAGGGAAGCACAAUCAGCAAAGAUCAUUCUUUGCACCGGUUAAGUCUUUUGUUGGCGAGGCUGAUUACCGGUUGUUGAACUAAGGCUUUGAUGAGGGUGCAAGGGUAUAUAUUCGGAUUCACACUAAGGAAUGGCUUAUCACACCAGACAUGCAGGCUUAGUAAACCAUCAGAUGUCCUAAAUGCGGGCUGGAGCUUUUAGUUAAGGUCGUUGGCUUUGGGAGUUGAAAGUUGAACUUGACAGCUGCUCUUCCUCCACCCUGGACUUCAGCCCAAGUUCCGUCUUUGGUCUUGGGGGAUAAAUGGAGUGUGGAACUCCAACAUACUGAAUUUUAGGACUGUUUUAGAACAACCUCCUCUGUGCCCUCAGAGUUAGGGGUCAGGAUAGUCAGAGCAAUAUAUGGGCAAUGGAGGGAAGGUGUAUUGCUUACCCUCCCAGGUCGAGUCCAAUGCUGAGAUUUGGUGGUUCUGUAUGUGUGGUGAAUCUCUCUCACACACACAGAAGAGAGGAUGUUUAGGGCUUGAUGAGCCCAGAUUUCUUCCCCCUCCAUCUCUCAGGGAGACAAAGAACCUCCUUCCUGGACCAAGGA
Enhydra lutris kenyoni (northern sea otter) is the source of this 4885-nucleotide messenger RNA. Its product is annotated as neurocan. Lineage: Eukaryota; Metazoa; Chordata; Mammalia; Carnivora; Mustelidae. Gene Ontology annotation, biological process: cell adhesion. Gene Ontology annotation, molecular function: hyaluronic acid binding; calcium ion binding. The record is from RefSeq and is a predicted model, not a curated record. The transcript is spliced from 17 exons. Bases 37 to 4044 code for a protein of 1335 amino acids.